UUGAACGAAUAUUUUAAAUGGCGGCGCGGUGUUCGGCCGCGGCGUCUCCACGGCAACGGAGAGCUCCUAAACCCUGAACCGUUCAUAAAUAUAAACGUGUAAACACUAUUCAUCAUCAUCAUCAUAGUUAACAAUUAUAGGUGUUAGAUAGGGGACGUCUUAAAUCCUCGAGUAUGGCGGCGUCUGGCGCGGUGAGUGAAUCUGUGGAGAGACUCAAGAAGAAAUACCUGGGCCAGGACAGAGGAAACAAUGUGAAACCCCCUGAACCACUGUGUGUUGAUAGCGUGGCCCAGGGCACUCUCCAGGAGCCAGGGGUGUCCGCGAAGUGUGGCGGAAUAAGGCAUGAAGAGCGGGCAUUACAAGACCUCCAUUCCCUCAUAAAGAUGCACACACGCCUGUUUGAUGGGGUUCCGGGCCACCGGUCGGCAGGUGGGGGGACCAGAGAGGCAACAAGUGGUGAAGGGGAGAGUGACGGGCAGCCAGCCCACAGCCGCAUCACACACGAUGCCUACACAGAGACUGACGUGACGCUGACAUCACAAUUGGUCAAGGCGAGACCUGGCUUCACGCACCCACCCGGCACGGACUCCCGUCUCACCUCGCCGAGCAGGGUGGCAUCCAGACGCAACCGCCGCAAAAGCCAGAGCUGGGGGAUUCGGCACACGAGGGCAAGGCGACCGGGACGGAGAGCAAUCCACGGCAACCCCUGCUCAGAGGACCCUGCUUGCUCAAGCCACGUGUCGUGGGAAUGUUCAGGAGACAUCGAUGAAGAUGAGUACGACGAUGUUGAAGAUGACGCAGCCAGCGAUGGUGUUGACAAUGGUCUUGCUGAGAAUGGCGAGGACAAGAGAUGGGACAGUACCACGGAGUGGAAGAGGAAGGAGGCUGACUCUUCGCUGGGGGACCUGCGACACGUCUAUGCAGAGCUUGAGGCCAUCCACAGCAAACUGCAGCGGGAGAGUGCGGCGCUGGCGGAAAGGGCGGUGAGGGCUGCUGAGCGUGAGGGCCGUCUGGCGGCACGUGAGGAGGAGGUGGCAGUGCGGCAUGGUGGCGCGCUGAACAAGUUGCGUGAGGUGCAGGCACAGGUGCAGGGCACGCUGCAUGCUUUACGACAGCAACAUGCUGCUGAGGUGCAGGAGCUGAGCGAAGCACUGAGAGAGAAAUCCCGGGAGAAUAAGCGAAUAAAAGCCUCGUUUGACACACUGAAGGAUAUGAACGAUUCCCUAAAGAAGCAGAUGAGUGAGCUGACGGAUCAAAAUAAGCGGCUGGAGACCCAGUCACACCGCGUGCAGCAGCGGUUGGAAAACCUGCAGAGGAAGUUUGACUUCCAGCAUGCGCAAAAAGGACGGACUGUGCUCCUCACGCAGGCCCACAAUGGCCAGUUGCGGAGAGCGUUGGAAAAGCCAGACAAACAGCCGCCACUGCAGCCUCACAAGGUCAAGCAAGCAAGUGUGGGGCUCUGUGAGCUUCUGGGGCUGCUGCUGUUGUGGGUGCCGGAUCUACACCCCUCACCAGACCCGAACGUCGCUCUCUCGCUGGAGAAAUGCAGCAAGGCCCUGACACUGGUCGUGGAGCAGCUCUCCUCCGUGCCAUCCGUGAGCAAGAGGCUGCAGCUGCCACUCGUCAAUUUUGUGCUCUGGGCUCUGGGCCGCAUGGAUGGGACCUCACAGCACACGACACUCACCGCGACGUACCGGCGCCUGGGAGAGGAGCUGUUCAAGCCGAGCGGGAGCACGCGCGGAGCAGAAGGGUCGGCUGAGUCGUCGCCUGAGCUCAAGCCCCAUUUGGGGGGCAGCUUCUUUAGGAGCUCGGAGCCCGAGGUUCGACUGCUCUCCUCGCUCGUCAUCCUCCGCACCCUCUCGCAAGCGGACGUGUUGGCACAGGUGCUGGACAGCGUAUGCUCAGACCUGCAGAGUGAGCAGAGCAAGCGGCUUUUUGUGAGGCACGGCGGCGUGGCGGUGGUCACGGCGCUGCUGACGUCGCCCUGCAGGGGGCUCUUGGGCGACGCUGUGGGCGUCCUACUGCUGCUAGCGAUGAGCACAGAUUCCGGCUGUGUGGAGGAGUUCCUGGCGGCGUGCAGCACAGAGGUGUGGUUCCGCUCAUGCUCUCAGCUGCUGCGCACGCCACAUCUUGACCCGCUAAUCCCAGAGAAGAUGAGUGUCAUCUUGCAGAAGCUCUCCAAGAUCAAGACUAACCGGCGCCUGUUCGAGGCAUGCUCCCUUCACAUCCAGCUGCAAGAGAUGCUGCGCACAGCCGAGCCACAUCAGGUGUUUCUGACUGUCAACCUGCGCUCCACCCUGCACCAGCUAGAUGUAUUCCGGGGAACCUGCACCUGAGGGUCCCAUCCCUCACUGCUCGACGAAUGGGAUGGAGGGAUAGGAGUCCACCUGAUGGUGCCGUCUGCUUUAUCCGUAAGCACAUGGUGAGCUUACCAUUAAAAUGCACUCCCCUGGACAGCCAACCUCCUGAUCAGUUUGUACCAAGUCAGGCAUUUUUUUUCAAUUGCAGUACUGUCAUUUGUAUAGACUUGCCACAGCAUGCAGUCUGUAUGUAGAACUUCUUUCACACCGUACGUAGCCAAGCAUGCUAAGCGGAGGCUCCGAUGAUGUAGAGUGGAUGUUAAUUAUUCUAACAUAAUUUAACGUGUCGGAGGCAGUCUAAAUCCCAAGUAUGGAAAUUACAUGCAUCCGAGUUGGGAAUUUUACUUGUUCUUUCACGUAUGUAUUUUUUUACAAUGAAGACAAUCUCCAACAUCAAAUUUUUCUAAAUAAAGGAUGUGCUAUAUCAGUUCUGACUGGUAUAAUGUUUUAAGUGUGAAGUCAAUCCCAGUCAAGGCUGCGGUGCAUGCACAAUGUUGAUGUUAUGGCGACUAGUUUUCAAAGACAAGGUGCCACACAGGUGAUCCAGUGCUUUAGUAGCAAAGGUUUGUGAAUAAUGCAGAUUUGUGAACACUUGAAACCUCUUUUUCUGCGUGGUUACCAGAUUACAGUAAAUGGGUUGUUAAAUUCAUCUAUCCAGACACUUGUUUGUGGUAGGGUACUAUUUAAUUUUAUAUUUAUGAAAAAGGGAUCUGAUACUACCUUCUAAUAAGCACGGUUUUCUCCAGGUACUCAUUUCCUCCCGUGCACAUAAAAAUGGAAUUGGCCAAUAUUCCAAUGCAGGACAUUAUAAAAGAUCUACACAUUUCUUUAGUUACCCAUAAGUCUAUAAAAAGACACCAGCACACUUGUGUACAAAAACAACCUUUAUUUUUUUCACGAUAAAACAUGUUAUUUCAUCCAGGCUGUAAAAACAUCAAUCCUCCACGACACGCUUUGCCUUAUCCUGUAAUUUUAUCAGGCGAGCGAGCUUCUGAUGUUGGUCAGGUAUCUUUCUACACAGGCAAAGGUGAAGCCGUUGUUUGACAAAAGAAGUUGACAUUUUACUUGCAGUGUUGCUGUUUUCGAAGACCAACUACAGCAGAACCUCGAUUGUCCAAUAUGCAGGUGGAUGCCCAAGGAAAUGACCCCAACAUACAAGUUUAUCUUGUUGGCCACCCAGUGGCUCACAUCAGGUGUGCAGUCAUUACUUGCCCUGGGUUCAAUGCACAAUUCUAUCAUUCACCCAAAUUGUGAGCCAAUGGGGAAAAAUAACCCGGUGUAAGGUCCCAUUUAAUGGCCAAUAGAUCAGGCAAUGUGACCCUACUGCUUAUACCGGUCUUUUUUUUAGGAAUAUGCUAUUUAUUUAAUGUUAGCAGCCCUAACCAUAACCAUGUGUCCAUCAGGAAGUAAACACCUGAUAUUUAAAAAUGUCUACUCAGGCCUCAUCCUGGGACUUCGUCUCCUUCCAUUAAUGCAAACAGCCUUCUGACUAAUCCUAUUGGAGUGGCUUAUGUAGUAAAUAAAGGUUAUGUGCUUACAUUUGUUCUUUAAGGGUGCAAUGAAAACACACCUCAAUAAACUACAAAACAUGCUUUUACUCCACAACCUACAGAAUUUUUCUGGGUACAAUGCACUGAAUCUGUCCUGUGAGCUAUGAACAUGACAUGUCAAUGCAGAAAAACCUGAGCUAGAACGCAUUUUUCCACAGUGCAAAGGGUUCAGUUUCUUCUUUCAUCAAUGUCUGAAACCGUGAAAUGCACUCUUUGGCGCUGAAGCUGACAAAAAAGUUUACUUACACGGGUCAGCCUAUUAAGUCCACGUAUCUGAUCGCCGCCCACCCCCUUCGACUAACAGUAUCAGAGGUUCUGUAAAAUUAAAACUAUGACCUGGCCAAAUGGAAGAUGGUUCAGGUGGUAGAGGCGGUCACAUCUCAGCUGAUGAUUUGUCUUAAUUUACUCCUGAAGGUUUGUCCUCGAAGACCAAAGUGCAUAUUUACUUAAACCCAACAUUGCAACUGUGUGGCUUCUUUAAGGGAGGUGAAAGAAAAUGAAAACAAAACAGAAAAAACGAAAGUAAUAAUUGCAAUAACACUUUUGUUAAUAUGCACAAAUUGCAACAUUUUUCUUAAAAAUAAAAAAGUAGUUUGACCGUACGCUGCAUGAGACGCCUUUCCUGACGCCACCACUGUUCAUUAGUGCGCGUGGUUUACACAGUUCAUUGAGACGGCUCGCAGGUACUCAACAGGAACAGCUUUCCCACUGGGUGAAGGACACGAUGCUAGCCGGUGACUUGAAAUAGACAUGAUUUAUGUUGUGAAGCAGGUGGUGAUGGGCCUGAGGGGGCAGAUCGGAUACAUUUGGUAGUUUUUUGGAACGGUACGGUGUGUUGGAGAGUGAAAUGUUAGGUUAGAGAAUAGUUUGUCAAGUGAGAAGCAGAAGGGUAUGUAAAUAGAAUUUUAAAGUGAAUGGUUCAUUGGUGUGGAACAUGAAUAGAAGUAUGGUUUUGCUUGGACAGCUAGCUGGAGUUUGAC
Lethenteron reissneri (Far Eastern brook lamprey) is the source of this 4890-nucleotide messenger RNA. It is a transcript of the gene CCDC138, whose product is annotated as coiled-coil domain containing 138. Lineage: Eukaryota; Metazoa; Chordata; Hyperoartia; Petromyzontiformes; Petromyzontidae. The record is from RefSeq and is a predicted model, not a curated record.